This is a messenger RNA of Colletotrichum tamarilloi, 1410 nucleotides long. RefSeq lists its product as uncharacterized. The record is from RefSeq and is a predicted model, not a curated record. The transcript has 9 exons. NCBI's taxonomy places the organism in Eukaryota, Fungi, Ascomycota, Sordariomycetes, Glomerellales, Glomerellaceae. Bases 1 to 1410 code for a protein of 469 amino acids.
AUGAAGAACCACGUGCGGUGGUUCCUUGCGCUGCUACCUUGGGUAGCAGGUACCGUUCUCGGCCAAGACAGCACGAAUGCAGCAACUUCUCCGUUGGAGCUCAUGUCUCAGAUCCCUCAAUGCGCCGUCUCUUGUGUUACGACAGCGUUUUUCAGUUCAGGCUGCGGACUAGACAACAUCGCCUCAUGUGUUUGCACUAACGUCACCCUCCUAGAUGGACUAUCUGGAUGCGUGCAAACAUCGUGUAGCUGGCAAGAUCAGCUGUCAUUAUCUUAUAUGACGGAUGACCUCUGCCGUCCUUACCCUCAUCCAUCUCGAGACACCGAAAUCAAGCUGGUUGUGGCGGUCUUGGCCGUGAUAACCUUUCCGAUUGUGAUAUUGAGAUUGGUUUCGAGAUGGAUUAUAGCAAGCCGCCUAGAGCUCGAUGAUUGGAUGACGAUAGUCACUGCCGCUAUACUAGCUACCACCCUUGGUUGCGUAGUUGCGACCGCCGAUCUUGGCUUCGGGCUUCAUUACUGGAACGUGAACCCGGAAAAUGCCCAGAAGAUUCUUCAACUCUACUACGCUGUUCAAAUGCUUUACGUCGUCGUCCUCAUCCUAGCAAAGCUGUCCAUCGUUGCCCUUUUCGCCCGCGUGUUCCCCGAUCGUAAGUUCCAAAUCAUCAACAAACUAGUAUUUCGCAAAUGCGUCAAUGUCAACGCCGUUGCUAUGGCCAGCGCAAUUCUCAGCAUCGUUGAGGAUAUCGUCAUUUUCGCUAUGCCCAUCCAGCAGCUCAGCAGGCUCCAAUUGGGUUUCAAAAAGAAGAUUGCGGUUGGCUUCAUGUUGAGUCUUGGAUCAUUCGCAUGCAUCACUUCCAUUGUGCGAUUGCGCUGGCUCGUACUGUUUGCGGAGUCUUAUGACACCACAUGGGAUAACGUCGAUGUGGUGACAUGGAGCAUGGCCGAGAUCUCGUGCGCCUUGAUGUGCGGUAGUCUUCCUGCAUUACGACCUCUCCUCAAGAAGAUCCCGGGACUUCUCACGACUAUCCGAGGCACACGCCCGACGGUUGAAGUCAAGGAAACUUUGAACAGAGCAAGCAGCCGGCUUUCAUUCGGAGACAAGAAGCCUGUUGCUCCAGCUCCCGUCAUCACAUCACGGCCCCGAACGGUACCAUCCCCCGAGCCCUCGCCUUCAGAGGACUCAUUCAUGAUCAAGGUUCACAUUUCGGAGCAUCUCGAUCCGAGGAUGAAGCCACUGCCACCAGCGCCAUUACAGCCGCUUAGUUAUCAGCCUCCGUGGAGAGAUAGCGCCACAUUGCAGGCUCCUAGAACGCCGAUGACCCCGAUGAGCAUCAGGAGUUUCCGAAGAGAGGCAAAUGCAGAGUACGAGUUAGACUUGAGAGGGGUCGUUAAUACGAAGACCUGGAUGUAG